Micropterus salmoides (largemouth bass) is the source of this 5089-nucleotide messenger RNA. Its product is annotated as carbohydrate sulfotransferase 8-like. Gene Ontology annotation, cellular component: membrane. The transcript is spliced from 4 exons. Gene Ontology annotation, biological process: carbohydrate biosynthetic process; proteoglycan biosynthetic process. Bases 335 to 1534 code for a protein of 399 amino acids. The record is from RefSeq and is a predicted model, not a curated record. Lineage: Eukaryota; Metazoa; Chordata; Actinopteri; Centrarchiformes; Centrarchidae. Gene Ontology annotation, molecular function: sulfotransferase activity.
CCAUCUUGUCCGCUCGCCUCUCCGCCGGACACACUUCUUCUUCUCUCCGCGCAAGUUUGGGCGUUUUCCCCUCCCGUUGCUGCGGUCCAUCACAGUCAACCGACAUUUCACCGGUAAAACAGGAGAGUCCCGUUCCCCGUUCGGUCGUUCUGUCACCGGGUCGAGGCCGUUUUUGGUUUUGUUUUUGUCCGGGAAAGCGAGGUGAACAGAAUCCGGGAGAAGCGGACUUUCCAGCGGACCGGUGAACUCAUGCUGGCCGGAGCGCAGGCUGUGCAGUCGUGGCUGGUCUGGGAUCAGCCUGGUGGAGUUUAGGCUGCAGGAGUCUCUGUGUGUCAUGAAGGCCAUGAAGCCGCCCUGUUCCCUGUACUGCUGUCUGUGGUUCCUGCUGCUGCUGGGAGCCGGAUCUCUGCUGCUGCUGGUCCGCCUGCAGGACCUCACCGAGACGGUCCAGCAACAGACCCCAGGUGUGAAUGUGCUGGCGGCUCCCAGGUGGCCCGUGGAGAAGGAUCUGCAGGCCGAAGACGCCGCUGCUGACACGGACUUUAAGGUCUCGUCUGAUUCAUCUCCGUUGAUGCUCGAAGACUCUGCGGUCAGCUCCACGCAGCCGGUCACCAAACGCCACAGGAAGCUGCUUCUGAAGAGGAACUUUGCAGCUUCCAGCGCUCCUGUUGGCGGAGAGGACGAACUGCGACCGCUGCAGCGGCUGGCGAGGACGCAGGAGUCCCGGCGCCGCCUGCUGGCCGACGUCUGUGCCAAAUACCAGCCGGGCGUCACCCAGCAGCGUGUCUCUCGGCGGCAGGUGUCGCGGGUUUACGUGGAGGACCGGUCCAGGCUGCUGUACUGCGAGGUGCCCAAAGCCGGCUGCUCCAACUGGAAGCGGGUGCUGAUGGUGUUGGGCGGCAGCGCCACCUCCACACGAGAAAUUCCCCACGACGCGGCUCAUUACGCCAACCAGCUGCGGCGGCUGGAGAGCUACAACCACGCCGGCAUCGCCGAGAGACUCCGCUCCUACACCAAAGUGCUGUUCGUCAGGGAGCCCUUUGAGCGCCUGGUGUCGGCGUUUCGGGACAAGUUUGAGAGUCCGAACUCGUACUACCACCCUGUGUUCGGACGCCCGAUCAUCUCCAGGUACCGCGCCAAUGCCACGCGCGCAGCCCUGAGGACCGGCGCCGGCGUCACCUUCAGGGAGUUCAUCCAGUACCUGCUGGACGUGCGCCGGCCCGUGGGGAUGGACAUCCACUGGGAGCCGGUCAGCCAGCUGUGCAACCCCUGCCUGCUCAGGUACAACUUCAUCGGGAAGUUUGAGAGCCUGGAGGAAGAGGCCAACUUCCUGCUGCAGAGCGUGGGCGCGCCAGGGAACCUCACCUUCCCCGACUUCAAAGACAGAAACCCCCUCGCGGAGAGGACGUCCUCCUCCAUCACCCAGAGGUACUUUGCACAGCUGAACUCCACAGAGAGGCAGAAGGCCUUCGACUUCUACUACAUGGAUUACCUGAUGUUUAACUACCCCAAACCCUUCAAAGACCUGCACUGAGCCGGGCGCCACGGGAUGUUACGGCGCCACGGGACUGAGUGAUCCAUCAGUGAGGCCGUGGCCCAUAAUGCACUGCUUGAACCUUCAGACCUGUUCUAACAGCUGAGUCCUGGGUGUUGGCUUGUUUACCCACAAUGCAGCAACAAGUGUUAAUAUGCUGCACAUCACUGAACCACUGACGAGUCGCUGUGGACUUAAAAUCAGAACUGUAGUCGUGUUCAGCGGCUUUAAUCCGACUGGUUCAGUCCGUCGUCAGCAGACUCAACACCUGAACGCCAGCUCUGAGCCACACCGGAACACCUGACCCGACCCGUCAGAAUCUCUUUGUUCCUGCGUCGUUAUUUACAGAGAAACUAAUUUAUUCUUCUUUUCACAUCGCGGCCGUGACGACAGAUUUACCGUCUGUAGAGGUUCAGACCCUCAAAUCAUUUAAUGUGACUUUCGUCGUGCUCUCAAAUUACUGCGGUGACGGACAGGUGUACUCCAGGACAUCACAGGUGCCCAGUGUGGAAAUAACACGCUGCCUCAGAUCAUCAGACCCAGUGAAGAAACUGCGAGUCAUUAAAACGACAAAGUAGUGAAUUAAGACCGGACUUUACGGAGAAGUUCAGGUGCAGCAGAGAGCUGACAGGUUUCAUUUAAUUAAAUACCGGUGAAAUCAGAAAGUAAAGCAGCCCGACGCAGAAAAACACAACACCAGUAAACGUGGGAGAGACGUCACUGAAGAUUAAUCACGGCAAUAAGAUUAAUGAUAAUACUUGUUUAUUGGCCCAUAAAUAAAAAAGGUCUGACGUACAAUAUAUGCAAAACUUAAAGUAUACACUGUUAGGAUAAACUCGUUGCCGAGUGAGGGAUCAUUUCGCUCGCCGUCUGAAUGCCGCUGAGGCUGCAGGUCGUCUCCUCGCGUGGACAGCAGCUGGUCUGCAGGUGUUCGUCUGUGUGUCGCUCAGAGCCGCCAGAGAGACAGUCAGGAUGAUUGACAGCUAUCGAACGGCAGGAGGUCGUUGAUGACUGCAGAAAGCUUCACCUGCGGCGGCGGCGGUGGUGGAGGACAGUUGUUAUUUGCCAAACAAACUUUAUCUUUCUGCCUUUUCUUCUGUUGUAGCCUUCAGUUCACGUCACCACACAGAAGCAACUUAACGCUGCUUAAACGACUUCUGUGAAGUUUAUCUUGAAAGAGUUCCUCUGAGACGCCGUCCACGUCCGGCCGUCUGAUAAACAACAACAAUACUAACAAACAACGCCAGCCGCCUGAAACACCAGCUCAGUUUUAUUCUGAAGGGCGGCUGAAACUGUGCGGCUGGAACAAAGAGCAACAACACGUGUGAAGACGAAUCGUGCUCGUCUCUGCAGGUCUGACGUCAGAACAGACGACCUGAAGCCUUAACACUGCCAUUUCACCUGAUGCAUUACGUCGGCUGUUUUAAACGUUGCUCAGCAAAUAAAUGUGUGAGACUCUUGUUAGAAAUGUGGUCGUCUGAUUUAUUCCACCGCCGUGGAAAACAGCAGGACGAGUCUCUGUCCUGUCAGAAACAUCGUCGGGUGUGUUGUGUAUUGUUUAAAUGUUAUAGAGUCUGAUUCUACUUAGAGACGUUGCUACUGUUAGCGUUAGCUGGAUCUGGGGCCUCACUGUAGCUGGGAGAGUGCAGCACGUUGAACACUGAAGCGUUCCUUCAGAUUCACGCCGUGUUGAAGGAAACGCUUCGUCAUGUUGGAGCUGCUUCCUCCCUCGCAUCAAACCUCCUGACUGCAGCUGCUGCAGUUUUUUAGUGAAGCUAAGCCAAACUUUGAAGCAUUUGCUGCGGCCCGCCACGGUCCAGGACCGGAACCAGAAGGACUCUCUUCUUCAUGCUUUGUUGACGUAACACAUGAGGUGACGUUCGGUCAGCGUAGCAGCUCCUGGCAGAUCAGAGACUCUUUAACGGACUGUAAAUCACUGCAGUUCAGUCAGGAGCUGAGAUAUGCGGGAAGUUAGGAUCCGAGAAGCAGAAUCCAAACGCACAGAUCUUAACGAGACCCUACGUCUGAACGGGUCCUCGGUUCUUAACGAGUCCAGGGGUCUUAACGAGUCCCCACGUCUGAACGAGUCCAGGGGUCUUAACGAGUCCCACGUCUGAACGAGUCCAGGGGUCUUAACGAGUCCUCGGGUCUUAAUGUUUUCAGGGUUCUUAACAAUUCCACAGUUCUUAACGCGACCAUGGUUCUUUACAAGUCCAGGGGUCUUAAUGAGUCCCCACGUCAUAACGAGACACGUCUGAACGAGUCCUUGGUUCUUAAGGAGUCCUCGGGUCUUAACGUUUUCAGGGUUUUUAACAAACAACAUAACAAGUCCCCACAUCUUAACGAGUCCACGGGACUCAGUGAUUCCAGGGGUCUUGAGAAGUCCACAGGUCUUAAUGAGUCCCCACGGGACUUAACGAUUCCAGGGGUCUUGAGAAGUCCACAGGUCUUAACGAGUCCCCACAGGACUUAACAAUUCCAGGGGUCUUGAGAAGUCCACAGGUCUUAAUGAGUCCCCACGGGACUUAACGAUUCCAGGGGUCUUGAGAAGUCCACAGGUCUUAACGAGUUCACACUUCUUAACGAGACCCCACAUCUUAACAAGUCCACAGUUCUUAAUGAGUCCACACGUCUGAACGAGUCCUCGGUUCUUAACGAGUCCAGGGGUCUUAACGAGUUCACGGGUCUUAACGAGUCCACAGGACUUAAUGAGCACACAGUUUUGGAUGAGUCCACGGUUCUUGGUAACUUGAUUCCCGACCCUACUCAUCAGUGUUGUUAACGUCCUGAAACCUCCAAACGGACAGUAAGCUGCUGUUCAUCAGUUCUUUGUUUGCGCAUGAUAAUUGUUAGUCAGUCAACUGAGUUUUCCAUUACAGAAUAACACAUUUAAAUGUAAUGUAAUGAUUUACCUUGUUUCUGUAUAAACACUAAACAAGAAGAAGAAUCAGAACAACCACAAAAUAUUCAGUUAAUCAGAGACGUGUAACAUCGUCAGAAGCUCAAAUUAAAUUCAGUUCUAUUAGAAUGCUGGAACUUUUCUGUUUGCAGGUAACAGGAGUUUGGACCCGGAACAGGUUGGUUAGAUUUAUUACAGAGGCUCAACAGGUGAUGUUGAGAGUCCAAAACACAACAGGUGUCCAACAGAGAGAUAAUCCACAAGUGAGAUGUAGUGCAGGAGAAACACUUGGAACACCAGAGACAGCGAAGCAAUGAACUGGCGCUGAGUGAACAGAUCACACCACUUAAAGGUGAACCUAAUGACACCCAGGUCAAAUAAUCAAGGAAGGAAAACCUGAACAGUCACGGACAAAGGACAGAGACAGCAAAACAGCUUAGUCCUAAUUCAAUCCUGCUGGAGACGGGAAGCCAGUAAAGUGAAUGUAGAACGUGAUGUGGUCCUACUUCCACACUCUCAUCAGGAUAUCUGCAGCUGUUCUGAACAUUUUGGAAGCACAUUAAGGAGCUGCACGAUGUACCUCAAACUGUCCGGACCACAAAGCACUAAAUAUAACAAGACAAUCAGAAUACUCCGUUAAUAAAGUGUUUCUAGAA